CAAACAGCUUAGAGAGCAGGAGCAGUGGAGGCUGGUGGAAAAAUCAUGGUGAGUUCAGCGUUGUUUUAAGAAUGUUAAGACAGUGAGCUUAGAGAGUGAGUUAGGAGUGAAAGAUUCACAGGAAAAUAGGUAGAAGCAGAAAUUAAAUUUGAGCUGUAAAUGAGAGUAUCAGAACUCCAGAAUACAAGAAGAAGUAAGACAAAGAGGGAGAACAAAAAGAGAGACAGAGAGAGAAAGAGAAAGUGAGCGUGGCAGGGCUGAACUGCCAUCAUGGUCAGAUCCAAAGGACUGCACACCCUCCUGCUCUGCUCCCUUCCUAUAGCAGUGAUGUCCCUGACAUGUUAUACAUGUGUGUUCCCGGCCAUCUCUCCACUCGAUUGUGUGAUGGUUCCUCAGGACUGCUCUUCAGGACAACAGUGUCUCUACAGCACUGCCACAGCAACCAAAGGCUCUUUGAGUGUAGCUCUCCAUGAGAAGAGCUGUGCAGUUCCGUCUCAGUGUGGGUUGAGCGGUGUGAAGCAUGCUGCAGGUUUUAACUUCAGCUACACCAACAAAUGUUGCAACAUAGACCUCUGCAACGCCGCCGAACUCUCCUUCGCCACCUGUUGGAAAGUCUUGGUACUUACUUUUGGCAUGGUUAGCUUUAUCCUGCUGUCCUAAGUCAGAAGGAGUCUUGAUUUAUCUGGGGGUGCUUACUUAAUAAUGCACACCCACGAACACGGAUGAACAUGUAUAGGCCUGCACUUAUCAAAUUACAGUCCAUUAGGUCUACUAAAGACCCCCCUACUUUUUCACUUCAAAAGGUACACGGGUGAAGGUGUGUGGCCCAAAUCUGGCUUCUUUAGUAUUGCUAAGGGGAGUGUAAACACAUCAUACACUUUUCUUAAAUGUACCAAAGAAUGGACAUCUGAAUUUACGUUUGCACAGUGAACCUAAAACUCCGUUGUCACCUUCAAAUGUAAAUCGCGCUUAAGCAAAACAGGGCCAUAAAAUUAAAAUUCCACCAAUUCCAAAACUUUAGACAUAGCUAACAGUCUUGACUGAUUAAUAUUUAUGUUCCCACAUUUUGCUCCCACCAGCCCACAUUCUAGGAUAGGCAAUAUUAACAUGGACCUGCACAAUCCAAACUAUAUACAGAAAUGUAACAUUUUAGGCUGUGAUGGGGGUUUCGGCGCUAUUCAUUCCCUUCCCAAUUUGCUGAAGUGGCAUCCCGGACAAGUUGUUAGUUUGCUCUGCACAUAUCACUGCGGACAUUUUCUCAAACUUUAAACAAUACCGAGGAUUUGCUCAGCGUUUGACAAUGAAAAGAAGGGCAGUUCCAGCUUUAUGGCUUCACAGGCCCAAGCGGAACCUCUAGCUAAUUAUGUAGCCAGCCAUGUUGUAUGAUUUUAAAACGUUUUGUCAGAUUUUACAGUGAAAGAUUCAUAGUGAGCUAACAACUUUAAUUUACUUUGUUGUUGUCAAGAUUGAAAGCAUGUACAUAGCUACCCAUUAUAGAUAACUAGUAACUACUACUAAGAUUUAAGUAGUAACUAACUCAUUUUUAAUUUAUAGUUCAUGAACAAGACAUAACUCAUAAGAUAACUGGACGUUGGAGAUGUUCAAUCUACAAGUUGCUAGCUUAGCCAGCUACUUACUUACUUCUUCUAAUGAAUGUUAGCUUCCACACUGGAGUGGAAACGAUUUUCAUGUAGUCAGUCUAGUCAAACUGUUAAUUAGUUUUGUUUGAGAACUUAAGUAUUAUCCGAUACAGCCUCAAACGUACGUUUUGAUGCCCAAACGUUCUAUGGUUCGUCUCUCAAGUUAACUAGCUAGAUAACUAGUUAGCGACGGAGUCUGACCUGUUGAUCCUGUGUGAGCCAUUGCAGUUUAUAGCCAGAGCGUAGUUUAUCGGUUAUUCAUGAAAGGGUUAUAGAAACAAAUAAUAUAAAAAUACAAACAAUUAAUUUAAUUGACCAUUGAGUGUUUGGGCAUCUAAACAUAUAUCUUUGAGCCUAUUUAUGACGAACCUUCCCUUUAAAUUAUAAAUGAUGCUGCAUGCAUACACAAAGUUGAGCGUUGAGCACUCACCACUGACAUCCACAAAGGAGAGCAACACUUACACACAAUGUGCACAUGCCACAAAAAAAAAAUGUUCCUCUAAGGCCCUUAUGUCUAAUCGCACAUUGUGCAGCUGCAGUCUUAGCCUUUUAUACUUCCCAUUUAAAUGUGUUGUAUGGCAGUCAGGUGUAGGAAGCUCGUCAUACUGACGGGUGAUUCCACAAAAUCUAAGAAUGAUCUUGGCAUGUUCUAAAUUCUAAACAUGUUACGAAAAAAUUCUCCAACACCGUAAAACCCUUUUUCUAUUGCUUCUCCUUAAAUCCACUUUUCUUACAUACAGUAUAUACCCUCUUUUAGACGGUUAUUAAUGUACUUUUUUGUUAUCUGAAAUAUAAAAAACACACCUCAUAAGCGUGAUGUCAGCAUCUCUGAAAUACAGAAAUACGGAUUAAAAAAAACAACAAUUUAUCUAUGAGGAACACAAAUAAGCUUUUCACAUCCUCAUGUCAUUGACUGAAUGAGCCAACGAAUUUUGCUCCCAUUUUGAGUUAAUCAUUUUGAUAUUUGGUCGCUUAUAAUGACAAAAUGACAAAACAGCUUAUGAGGUUAAUUGUGAGAAUGAUUAAAUGAUUCUUCACUCUUGAAACUAUGGCGUCAUUGGUGUUACGUUCAGCAGUGAUACAUUGCAGGUUGCAGGUGAAACGCGACUGACCGUUCACUGGACAGUUAAACCUGUUGCAGUUCAUUUAGUGUAGAUGUUUAACUUAAAAGUGAAUAAGAUGCAUAUUUAUUGUUCCUUAUUUGCUGAGCAAACGAUAAUGUGUGCUAAGUAUACUAGUUGUUAGCUGGCCAACCGAUUGAGCUUUAAAUAUUUUUCCUCCGCGUGGUAACGUAUACUGAUGUAAAGUAGUAUCGGGCGUUAGUCUAAAACAAAGUACGUCCUUGUUUCAUUUUAGGUUAUGAGUGAUUUAUGCAACUAAUUUUGUAGCCUAAGAAUGUGACUGUAUCUCAGUAAUUACGUAACUUAAACGUUAAUGUAAUAUUUCUCUGUUUCUAGCUAAACGUAUGUCUACAUGCAAUUUAAUGAACGAUUAAUCUUUAAGAUCGUGUUAUAGACCACCCUGGUAAUAACAUAUUGAUGACUAACCCUGCAACCUUCAACAUUAAACCUACCUCCAUCACCA
This is a messenger RNA of Electrophorus electricus (electric eel), 3224 nucleotides long. RefSeq names its product ly6 domain containing, pigment cell (gene lypc). The record is from RefSeq and is a predicted model, not a curated record. NCBI's taxonomy places the organism in Eukaryota, Metazoa, Chordata, Actinopteri, Gymnotiformes, Gymnotidae.